AUGGAUAUUGUAACACUUGGAUCAAACAAUUAUAACCAUGUAGUGCCAGCGGCUCCACCUGUUUAUGCCAUACCACCACGUCCUCCAGCAGCACCCCCUGUAGUGCCGUCAUGCCGUACCACCAUCUCCAGUUGCUGCACCCCUGUAGUGCCGUCGGCUCCACCUGUUCAUGCCGUACCAUCAUCUCAAGCAGCACUCUCUGUAGUGCCGUCGGCUUCAUCUGUUCAUGCCGUACCACCAUCUCCAGUUGCUGCACCCUCUGUAGUGCCGUCGGCUCCACCUGCUCAUACCGUACCACAAUCACCAGCAGCAUCCUCUGUAGUUCCGGCGGCUCCACCUGUUCAUGCCUUACCAUCAUCUCCAGCAGCACUCUCUGUAGUGCCGUCGGCUCCAUCUAUUCAAGCCAUACCACCAUCUCCAGCAGCUGCACUCCCUCUAGUGCCGUCGGCUCCAUCUGUUCAUGCCGUACCACCACCUCCAGCAGCACCCCCUGUAAUACCGUCGGUUCCAUCUGUUCAUGGCAUACCAUCACCUCCAGCAGCUGCACUCCCUCUAGUGCCGUCGGCUCCAUCUGUUCAUGCCGUACCACCGCUUCAAGCAGCACCCCCUGUAGUGCCGUCGGCUCCACCUGUUCAUACCGGACUACCAUCUCCAGCAGCUCCACCCCCUGUAGUGCCGUCGGCUCAACCUGUUCAUGCCGUACCGCAACCUCCAGCAGCACCCCUGUAG
Messenger RNA from Mercenaria mercenaria, 729 nucleotides. RefSeq lists its product as uncharacterized. The record is from RefSeq and is a predicted model, not a curated record. Lineage: Eukaryota; Metazoa; Mollusca; Bivalvia; Venerida; Veneridae. The transcript has 2 exons. The coding region runs from base 1 to 729 and encodes 242 amino acids.